AUGUUGAAUGGGAAGCCCUUGCCCUCUGAGGCCUCUGAUGACGUGAUCAGGUUUGAGGUCGGCUUGCACGAGUGCGGCAAUCGUGUACAGGUGACUCAUGAUGCCCCGGUCUACAGCACUUUUCUGCUCCACACGCCCCGUCCUGUGGGCAAUCUGGCCAUCCUGAGGACUAACCACGCUGAGGUCCCAAUCAAAUGCCAUUAUCCCAGGCAGGGCAAUGUGAGCAGCCUGGCGGUCCAGCCCACCUGGACGCCCUUCAGGACCACCGUGCUCUUUGAGGAGAAGCUGGCCGCCUCUCUGCGCCUGAUGGAGGAGGACUGGAGUGCUGAGAAGAAGACACCCAUCUUCCAGCUGGGAGACCCAGCUCAUCUUCAGGCCGAGGUGCACAUGGGCAGCCACGUGCCACUGCGACUCUUCGUGGACCACUGUGUGGCCACACCGAUGCCAGCCAAGACCACCUCCCCUCAUCACGCCAUCAUUGACUUCCACGGUUGUCUCGUGGACGGUCUCUCGGAUUCUGCCUCGGAAUUCAGAACCCCCAGACCCAGGCCGGAUACUCUGCAGUUCACAGUGGAUGUGUUCCACUUUGCCAAUGACUCCAGGAACAUGGUCUACAUCACGUGCCAUCUGAAAGUCACUCCGGCUGAGCAAGCCCCCGACCAACUGAACAAAGCCUGCUCCUUCAACAAGUCUGCUGACAGCUGGUUUCCGGUAGAAGGCACGAAGGAGAUCUGUGACUGCUGUAACAUAGGUGACUGUGGCACCCCAGGCCUUUCCAGGUGGACUCCCCUGGACCAGCUGACAGUCAGCCAGUGGCAGAAGCCAGCUCCCCGAAGACGCAGGCUUUGUUCCCAGAUCACUGAUCCGCCUUGA
Molecule: messenger RNA, 873 nt
Organism: Elephantulus edwardii (Cape elephant shrew)
Lineage: Eukaryota; Metazoa; Chordata; Mammalia; Macroscelidea; Macroscelididae
Product: zona pellucida sperm-binding protein 3-like
Exons: 3
Coding region: 1-873 (290 amino acids)
Biological process (GO): binding of sperm to zona pellucida; egg coat formation; positive regulation of acrosome reaction
Cellular component (GO): extracellular matrix
Molecular function (GO): acrosin binding
Source: RefSeq, a predicted model, not a curated record